CAGAUCCAGCUCUGGCACUUCAUCCUGGAGCUGCUACAAAAGGAGGAGUACCAGGGGGUCAUCGCCUGGCAGGGCGACUACGGCGAGUUCGUCAUCAAGGACCCCGACGAGGUGGCGCGCCUGUGGGGCAUCCGCAAGUGCAAGCCCCACAUGAACUACGACAAGCUGAGCCGGGCCCUGCGGUAUUACUACAACAAGCGCAUCCUCCACAAGACCAAAGGCAAGAGGUUCACCUACAAGUUCAACUUCAGCAAAGUCGUGCUGGUCAACUACCCCCUGCUGGACAUGGCGGCGGCGCCUCUGCUGCUCGCCCCGGGGCCCUUUGGAGGGGCGGCGGGGCCCGACGGCCCUCCCCUCACCCCCGAGACGUUACAGACCCUGUUCUCCACGCCCCGCCUGGAGCCGGGGAGCAGAACCCCGCUGUUCGCUCAGCACCUCUCCGCCCCGGACGCGGACAAGCUGCGGCUGGACGGCCCGUUUCCCUUCCUGGGCUCUGGUACUGCCGGCUACUCGAAACCCCCGGCCCUCCUGAGCCCCUACGGCCGCACCUUCCCUGAAUAUCCCUGGAACUUUAACCCCUACCUGGCGAGCCCCUUCCCCAAGCUGCCCGCCUCCCUGUACCCCCCGCAUUUCUACCCCAACCCCCUGGCGGGAUCCUUGGGCCAGCUGCCCACGGGGCCUGGGGGAGGGGGCCCCGCCACAACGCCCCUCCUGGCCGGCCCCGCUGGUGACGGAACGGGGUCCCAGCGCACAAGCCUGGCCCCGGGCGCCCGUCUGACCCUGCCCGGGCCGGGGGUUCCCGAGGUCCCCUCUCUGGGGCCCAAGGAGGAAAGCGACUCCGAGCUGGAGGUGACCGACGUCAGCGGCUGCAGCUCGGACAGCGAGGGCGACGACGGCGUUCCAGGGCCCCCCGAGAGUCAGGGAGGCCGAGGCGGGGCCGGGAGCUGAGGGGCCAGGGGAUUGGCGGCAUUGGGAACCCUGCCUCCCCCAACAAAAGGGGACGCGGUACCCCCAGGGUCUCCCUCAAAGCUCACUCCCCCUCCCGGGGCCAAGGAACGGCCCGUCCUUCCCGAGCCCCGGGGAGCUGCCUCCUCACUGCCCUUCCCCCCCAGCGGAGAGGGGCGGGGUUCUCCCCGGGCUAGACCAGACGGGGCCAUUCCUCCUCGGUCUCCGGGGGGGAAGGAAGGGGCCGCAGAUUUAGGACCUGUCCCUCCCCCCAUCAGUUCCUCAUCUGCAAAACGGGGCCCCCAGGUCCUUUCCAGCGCUGAACCCCUCCCGCCUCUCCUGGGGUCAGGGUCUCCUUCCCCACCCAGGCCUAAAUCGGAGAACACGGUCUCUUCCCUCCCUCCCCUCCCCCUCCCCCCAAGGGAGAGGGCCAGUAGUCUCCCCUCACAAAAAGGGACCAGCAGGGAACUCGCAGCCUCCUCCUGAGCCCCCGCCCCUCCCCUCCGAAGGGAGGGGCAAAUCUGGCUCCCGGGAAGGGCCUCGGUUUCUCCAGGUGUACAGCGGUGGGGGUGGGGGAGGACGGAUCUCUUCUCCAAGGCCCCUUCUGGUUCUCCGGUCCACAAACUCCCCUCUGACAGUCUUGCUCCCCCUCCAGGCCCCAGGAGUUCCCAGCUGUGCCCCCCUUCCAAAGUGCAAUAUAGUGUGCCCGCCCCCCGCCCAUCCCCCGUGUUUGUGAGCCCUCUCCCCAACCUAGUGCGUGACGUGCUUGUGUUCUGAAGGAGAAGCUUCCUUCCCGUCCACCCCGCCCCCGGCCCCGGGGCCAGGGGGCUCAGAGCAAUAAAUCCGCCCCCCCUCACCCCCCACCACGGGAAGAGUUUAUUACAAAAAUAAAAAGGGAGAAAAACCUA
Molecule: messenger RNA, 1853 nt
Organism: Antechinus flavipes (yellow-footed antechinus)
Lineage: Eukaryota; Metazoa; Chordata; Mammalia; Dasyuromorphia; Dasyuridae
Gene: ERFL
Product: ETS repressor factor like
Exons: 4
Coding region: 151-948 (265 amino acids)
Biological process (GO): regulation of transcription by RNA polymerase II; cell differentiation
Cellular component (GO): nucleus
Molecular function (GO): DNA-binding transcription factor activity, RNA polymerase II-specific; sequence-specific DNA binding
Source: RefSeq, a predicted model, not a curated record